Gopherus evgoodei (Goodes thornscrub tortoise) is the source of this 2715-nucleotide messenger RNA. RefSeq names its product ataxin 10 (gene ATXN10). The coding region runs from base 29 to 1513 and encodes 494 amino acids. Gene Ontology annotation, biological process: neuron projection development. NCBI's taxonomy places the organism in Eukaryota, Metazoa, Chordata, Testudines, Testudinidae. The record is from RefSeq and is a predicted model, not a curated record. The transcript is spliced from 11 exons. Gene Ontology annotation, cellular component: cytosol.
GCCGCUCGGGGCAGGGGGCGGAGCGGGGAUGAGGCGCACGAUGGCGGCGGCCGGGCCCGAGGAGGCGCUGCCCGCUCUGGCCCAGCAGCUGGGACUUGCCGCCCGAGCGGAGCGGCCCUCGGAGGCCUCGUCGGGCCCCGGCUGCCUGGAGACCGUGCGGCGGCUGACGGGCCUGUUCCGGGAGGCGCGGCCCAGAGAAAUGGCAGAAGAAAGUAUGUUCCAGAGUCUCCUAAAAAUCUUAACUAAAGCCUCGUGUGAAAUGGAAUUGGCCUGCAAGGAUUCCAUGGAACUGAUAACUCUAGACACAUGUCUGCUGCUUAUAGCAGAAUGUUUCAGAUGUCUACGGAAUGCCUGUGUUCGGUGUGCCAAGAAUCAAGAUGUUAUGAGGAAUUUGGGUCUGAUUGAAGUGUCUGUCCACUUGAUCCAGUUGCUUCAUGGAUUAGAAGUUGAACAGGAAUCGUUACUGGCUGCUUUACGUUGUAGCCUGCAGUUUCUUGGAAACCUUGCAGCAGGAAAUGGAGAUUCCCAAAAUAGCAUUUGGAAGUGCGCUUUCCCAAAUCUUUUCUUGAUUUGCCUCAAUCACCACGAUGAGAAAAUUAUUACCUAUUGCUGUAUGGUACUGUUCACGUGCCUUGAUUCAGAGAAAGUGAGAGAACUACUGGAGCAGAAGAACUUGAAUGUAGCUCUUGCUGUUGUAAACGUCUAUAGAAAGCAACUGGAGUCUGAAUGGUCGUUCUUGAUUGUUACAGACCGUUUGCUGAAGUGUCCAGAGCUGGUAAAAGCCAUGUAUGCCAAACUGAGCAAUCAAGAAAGGAUUACUUUGUUAGAACUGAUAAUGGCCAAAAUAAGUGAGAAAAAUUCAAUGAGCAGUGAGGAAAUGGCAGUGCUCGUGAACAAUGCUGAAUUUCUUGCAAGCCUUUUCCAGGAGAAAUGUCAUGAUGUGCUCAAAUUAACUUCCGCUGCAAAUACGGAAGAUGAGGAAGCAAUAGUUACAAUUCGGAUUCUUGAUGUUCUUUGUGAAAUGACAUCAAACAAUGAACAACUGGAACAUCUGCAAACUUUUCCUGGUUUGCUUGAGACUGCUGUGGAUACUUUGCGGCUAACUCACCUGGCUGGGAAACAGACUGCAAAUAUCUUCACUGCCUCACAUUCUAUGACAGGAGAGGGAGAAAUUUCACAUCCAGCUGUGGGUUUUAAAUCACACCUCAUUCGUUUGAUUGGAAAUUUGUGUUACAAGAAUAAGGAAAACCAAGACAAGGUUUAUCGAUUAGAUGGAAUUCCACUGAUCCUGGACAACUGCAGUAUUGAUGACAACAACCCUUUUGUGAAUCAGUGGGCCGUGUAUGCCAUCCGAAAUCUCACUGAGCAAAACGAAAGAAACCAAGAGGUUAUUGCACAGAUGGAGCAGCAGGGACUGGCAGAUAAUUCCAUCCUCAAGAAUAUGGGUUUGGAGAUUGAGAAACGAGAUGAGAACCUAAUAUUGAAAUCUGUUCGAAAGACUCCGACUUCAUGAGCAGUCCCAUGUAAACUUUUUGAAGAUUGUCACCAAGUAAAAAGAAGGAUAUUUCCCAAAUAAUACAGUAUGAAGGCCCUGUUUGGAUUUCCAUUUCUAUUUUUAAAUUUUUUUUUGCAGUUUGAGUUCCAAACUACUGGAAGUGUUAUGACCCUUUCCAGAGAAAUUGUCAAACAGUGAUCAUUCACCACUGUGACACAUGAACACCACAAAUGCAAAAACCUUUUCAAACUGGAGAUUGGCAGUAAUUUCAUUAAUUCUUUGUUUUGCUAGUGAAAAAGUGUCAUGAAGCCAGGAAACUGAUUAAUAGUUACUUAUCUCAUUUGUUAUACCUGAAGAUAAUGAUGGUUAAAAAAAUCACUGUGAGAUACCACUUCUGUGAUGUGUUAAAAGCAGCAGCGCUGAAUCAGUUCUAACUAGCUAGUUAGUAAAUGUUGGUACUUCAAAAAAUAAAUCAGAAUGUUUAAAUAUUGUAUUUACAUAAUACAAUGCCAGAGAUUGGAUGUAUAUAAAUACUUCCUGAAUUAAACACAUACAAUACUGCCUUCUGUGUAUUUAAAUUAUUCGUAAGUUAUCUUUUCUACCUUGUUAUUUUCAGCCUUUUUAUGCUGAGUGUGUUUAAAAACAAAGUUGAAGCUGUUGUGGCAACAGAUGCUGCAUUCCUCUGCUCUGGGACAUGUCUAUAUUUUGGAGACUUGGAUGUUUAUUUGAAUUUUAUUUGUUCCUUUGGUUGGUAACUCAGCCCACUCUCCUUUUAUUUUGCACUUCUCAUGGGUUUUCUGAACUCUGGCAGACGGCUGAAGAGGUAGUUUCUCACUGUGAUUAAUUCUAGCAGUUUCUUUUCACCCCUCUGCCUUUCCAAAACAUUGACAAAACUCAUUUCCAGUUAAUUAAUUCAAGAGAGGCAGAAGAAUGGAAAGCCCUGCCUCUUCAUUUUAGGUACCCUCCUAUAUUGUUGUUGGACCCAGCCACCGUGGAAUGUGGCAUGAAUGAGAUGAGUGGAAGAAAAAGUGCAUGAUUAACUCUUCUUGUUCUGAACUGUUGCUUUAGAAAUUAAGGAACAUGGCUGUUGAUGCAUUAAGCAGAACAAAAGUUAUUAUCUAAUGGUAAUUUUGUUAAGUCUGUAUAUACUACUGCUAUGAAUGAAUUCUGUUCUGUCCCACAAAAGGAUCUUAUUAAAUUAAAUUGCUCAUGUUCAACUA